AUGAGCAAGGGAGCAACGAUGCACACUCUCACAACCCUCCCCGAGGAACUCCUCGCCCUCGUCCUCCAGAACUGUACAUCCUUCGCCCAGCUCCAUUCCGCGAUCCUAACAUCGAGAACGCUCUACACCGUCUGGAGGAACAACCAGCGCACCAUCCUGUGGCAGGUCGGCCAGUCAUCGGUUCCCGGGUUCAGCGAGGCUCUUAUUGCCGUCCGAGCAACAGACAUCGCCAAAUCCUCUGUCCUCCGCGGCGAGCUCCCACCGCACCCAUUCCCCAUCAACGAUCUCUCCGGCGAGGACUCAAAACCAACACUAGCUGAAGUACAACAAGUCCAAUCCUUCGCUUGCUUAGCCGCCUACCUCGAGUCCCGCACGCGCUGCGGGCAUGACAAAAAGAAGAACUUCCUCCCGCACAGAUGGUACUUUGAUAGUCUUUCCUGGUCAAAAGAGACAUGGUCUACCUGGCGAGAGUCGUAUCAUCGAGCCCUAUACCGGUACCUCACUGCCGGCGCUGUCCUAUGUCGAGCAUACUACGAACCGCUGCUGAGCGAGAAGAAACCAACGGGGUUCCUGUACUCGCUCCUCUCAAUGCUAGAGGGAAAGGUACCCCGGAGCGCAAACAGCGAGUACUACCCCGUCUGGUUCACAGAGGAAGAAAAGGGGUAUCUCCGCUCCGUACCGCUGUACAGCAGCCAGGGCUACGACGGUGGCUGGGAAGAAGCAUUCCGCCCACUCGAGGAGUUAUUCGUGCAAGAGAGCAGGAAGAACGCCUUCCCAAGACCCUCAAAAGAGCAUCCCUCACCAUCGGAAUCCAAGUCCCAGAGACGUCUACACGCCACAUUCGGCACACACUCACAGAAUCCCCUUUCCUUGGACGCUGAUCACCACGAAACCCUCUUCACGCACCUCCUCCACUUCCUCUCUCUAAUCGACAACGACAUCCGCUACCUCAUCUCCCUACCGGGCGAUACACCGGCCGAGGACAGCGCGGAUCCUAUUAUCCAUUCUCUGGACGGCGUAUUCCUCUUCGGCUCGUUUACGCUUAUGGACAUUACCAUCCGGCAGAAAGGAGCAGACAAAUCCGGAUCCGGAUCCGCAACAGACUAUACUUCAUGCGUUGCAUUCGCGUCUCCCACACUCCCCAAACUGACCAGCGAGUCUAUCCUCUCCACACCCAAUCAAAUCCCCACUCCAAUUUCCAAUCCAAAUACGAGUAUGUACCUCGGCUACCCCAACAUGCACAACACCCUCAAGAAAAUCUGGGACGUCUCGGGCCUCCCAAACUGCUAUGCCUGGAACCCCGUGCACAAGACGCCGCCACCGGUUUCCUUGUUCGUCGAGUACAUGCUGCGAAAGUACUACGGGCUGCGGUUCAGUUGGCGGAUGUUUGAUGCGACGACUGAGGUGCGCUGUGCGUGGUGUGCGUUUCAUCAGUUUGGGGGGGUUUUUACGGGUUUCGCACCGGGAGAGAGGGAGGGUGACGGAGUGUAUGUGGGAGAUGAUCUGUUUAUGCCUGAUAGCAAAGAUGGAAAGGGGGAGUGGCCGGUGGCGGUGUUUGAUGAGUACGCGUGGUAUUAUUGA
Aspergillus mulundensis is the source of this 1581-nucleotide messenger RNA. RefSeq lists its product as uncharacterized. Bases 1 to 1581 code for a protein of 526 amino acids. NCBI's taxonomy places the organism in Eukaryota, Fungi, Ascomycota, Eurotiomycetes, Eurotiales, Aspergillaceae. The record is from RefSeq and is a predicted model, not a curated record. The transcript has 2 exons.